GCAGUUCCCCUUACGUAGGGCUGCUGAUGUGACAGCCCCAUGACAGGGAGGACCAGCCUCCAAGGGGCCACACCCUGGGCCCUGUCUGUCCUGAGGGCGCCAGACUCUCCUCCAGCUGCACAGCCUGGACCACGGGGAGGAGACGCCAUGACCCCCACACUCCCAGCCCUGCUCUGCCUCGGGCUGAGUGUGGGCCUGGGGACCCAGGUGCAGGCAGGGACCCUCCCCAAACCCACCCUCUGGGCUGAGCCAGGCCCUCUGGUCACCUGGUAUAGCCCUGUGACCAUCUGGUGUCAGGGGACCCUGGGGGCCCAGGAGUUCCUUCUGUAUACAGAGGGAAGCCCAACUCCCUGGUACCGACUGAGCCCACUGGAGGCUGGGGACAAGGCCAAGUUCUCCAUACAAUACAUGACUGAGGCCUACGCAGGGAGAUACCGCUGUUACUAUAUCAGCCCCACUGGCAGGUCAGAGCCCAGUGAUGCGCUGGAGCUGGUGGUGACAGGAGCCUAUGAGAAACCCGCCCUCUCAGCCCUGCCCAGCCCUGUGGUGGCCUCAGGAGGGAACGUGACCCUCCAGUGUGGCUCAUGGCACAGAUAUGACAGGUUCAUUCUGACUAAGGAGGGAGAACACAAGUCCUCCUGGACCCUGGACACACAGCAACGUGCCAAUGGGCAGACCCAGGCCCUGUUCCCUGUGGGCCCCGUGACCCCCAGCCACAGGGGGACGUUCAGAUGCUAUGGCUCUUCCAGAGACAAACCCCAGGUGUGGUCACAUCCCAGUGACCCCCUGGAGCUCCUGGUCUCAGGGGGCUCUGGGAAGCCCUCCCUCCUGACCCCGCAGGGCCCUGUCGUGGCCUCUGGACAGAGCCUGACCCUCCAGUGUCGCUCUGCCAUCAGCUACGACAGGUUUGCUCUGGCCAAGGAGGGGGCACGGGUCCUCCGCCAGCGCCCUGCCUGGCAGCCCCAGGCUGGGCUCUCUCAGGCCCACUUCCGCCUGGGCCAGGUGAGCGGCCUCCAUGGGGGCCGGUACAGAUGCUACGGUGGACACAACCUCUCCUCCCUGUGGUCGGCCCCCAGUGACCCCCUGGACAUCCUGGUGGCAGGAUGGUUCCCUGCCAUACCCUCCCUCUCGGUGCAGCCAGGCUCCUCGGUGGCCGCAGGACAGAACGUGACCCUGCUGUGUCAGUCAUGGAGUCUGAUGGACACUUUCCUUCUGUCCAAGGAGGGGGCGGCCCACCCCCCGCUGCGUCUUAGGUCACAGCCCCGAGCUGGGCAGAACCAGGCCCAGUUCUCCAUGGGUCCUGUGACCUCGGCCCACGGGGGCACCUACAGGUGCUACAGCUCACUCGGCAGGGACCCCUACCUGCUGUCACAGCCCAGUCACCCCCUGGAGCUCGUGGUCUCAGGAGGCUCCCAGGAUCAGCCCCUCCCCCCCACGGACUCAGGCCCCCGCAGGGGCCUCCCAUGGUACCUGAGCCUUCUGAUCGGGGUCUCGGUGGCCUUCGUCCUGCUGCUCCUCCUCCUCUUCCUCCUCCGACAUCGACACCGACACCGGGGUCAGGACAGAUGCAGGAAGUCAGGGGCUGCAGACCCGGAGCCCGAGGACAGAGGCCUGCAGAACAGCUCCAGCUCAGCUGCUGACGCCCAGGACCAGAACCUCUUAGAUGCUGCCGUGAAGGACACACAGUCUGAGGAGGGGGCGGAGCUGGACCAUCUGGUGAGACCCCUCCUCCUGCCCAGGCCACCAAAGAGCUUCUCGUGGCCCAACUUCACCCGGUGCAGCCGUCUCAGUGCCCUCACCCCAGCUCCAACAGCACCCACAAUGGACUCUCCUCUGGGCCCCCGGGUCGUCCCCCUGUGGCUCCCCCUCCUGUCUCCUCGUGGCCCCACCUUCAGGGUCCCCUCUCCCGACUCCUCAUCCUCUGUCUGACCCUCUGGUGCUGGAUGCAGCCCCGCGGCUCAGGAGGAUGCGUGGAUAAGGGAAUGGCCUGCAAGUGCCCAGGCUCCCGUCCUUCCUGCUCCCAACAGACGGGCCCAGGGGAGCACCUCGCCCGGCCCCCUGUAGGUGCUGCAGCUACAGAGGGAGCACGGUCCACACUGCCUGAGCUCCCCUGCAGCGGGAAGAGAGGCGCUAUGCAGAGGGGCAGGCAGGGUCCUCGGACGCAGGGAGAUAAAGCAAGAGAAGGGGACUGGGUGCUGGCGGGGGGCAGCAAGUCCAAAGAUCCUGGCUGAGGCCAAGACGGGCUGUGGCAGGAAGGUGGGCGGUGUGGCUGGAGCCACAUGAGCAAGGACAGGUGCUGAGACAGAAUCAGGACCGCGGAAAGCGUCCAGAGGCCCCGAGGUGUGAGGGAGCCCUGGCGAUUCCAUCAGCAAAGGGACCUCAGCGGACCACGGAGGGGAACACUGACUGCAGGAGGGGAGCGGGACCCGGGAGGUGCUGUUUCUGUCUCACCGUCUCCCUCCAGCAGAACAAGCGCAUGGCGACCCCCAGGAGCGGAUGUCCGCCCAGGUCAACCACUCCAGAUCGAGAGUGAGGCAGGGGGUGGCCCCCUUUCCUUCCUCCCCAUCGGGGGCACUGCUGGACAGAGAAGCCAAAGACAACAGGCAGGGGGACAGUCAGGUGUAUCCCUGCCUCUCUGGGCCCCCAGGCUUCCCCUUACCCCAGAUAUACAGCUGGACUCUCUCUCCCCCACUGCAGGCUGCUGCAUCUGCAGAUGCCCAGGACGUGACGUAUGCCCAGCUGAGCCACAGGACCCUCAGUCGGGGGACAACGGCACCCCCUCCCUCCCAGUCUAGGGAGCCCCCAGCAGAGCCCAGCGUGUAUGCUGCUCUCGCCAUCCGCUAGCCCACGAAGGACCCAGACCCCACAUUCCAGGGACUGGAUCACAGGGACCCCAGAAGGCACGGGAACUGCUUGCAGUGGACACCACCUAAUAACCACCCACCAGCCGGGACCCCUCACAGAGACUCCAGGAGCUCCAGGGGCGCUCUGGGGUCAGCUAUUCUCCCAUCAGAGAUAAUUAAUAUCCUUACAAUUGGGAAAUAAUGCAAGUCUUCUCAGUUGCCAAUGUGUGAAUUUAAAAUCCAAACAGAAGUGAGAGAUGUUUUCAAUGGAUGACGGUGCAAAUAAUACACAUCAAACCCAUGAAUUGAGAAAAUUAAGAACCUUGAAUGAAUCUGUUAGAAAAGCCUAAAAAUAAUCAAUGACCCAACCUAUCACACAAGGAACUUAGGAAAAGAAUAGCAAAUUAGUCUAAAGGAAAGUUGAUGGAGGGAAUUAAUAAUAACAACAUUAACGAUGACAUACAAAGAGUGGAAGAAGAAUCCAUGAAGGCAAACAUGAAAUCCAUUCUUGAAAACAUUUAUAAACCCUAGCCACAAUGGCCAAGGAAAAAAGAGUGAAGGCACAUAAUUCUAGCAUCGUGAAAAAACUGCAGACAGCACUACGAAUCCCACAGACUUUGUAACAACAGUUACAGAACAUAGGAAAAGUUUGAUGCCAAUGUACAGAAAAUGUAGAUGAAAUGGAGAUCUUCAAAGGGACAAUUUACUAAACGGGAAUAAGAAUAAAUGGGGAGACACUCCCGUCGUGGCGCAGUGGUUAACGAACCCGACUAGGAACCAUGAGGUUGAGGGUUCGAUCCCUGCCCUCGCUCAGUGGGUUAAGGACCUGGCGUUGCCGUGAGCUGUGGUGUGGGUCGAGGACGGGGCUCGGAUCCCGCGUUGCUGUGGCUCUGGCGUAGGCCGGUGGCUGCAGCUCCGAUUCGACCCCAUAGCCCGGGAACCUCCAUAUGCCGUGGGAGGGGCUCAAGAAAAGGCAAAAGGACAAAAAAAAAAAAAAGAAUAAAUGGUAAAUCUGUAUCACCUCAUAUGUGCAUUAAAUGCAUUGACUCUGUAAUUAAAAAUUUCCCUACCACUGAA
Molecule: messenger RNA, 3920 nt
Organism: Sus scrofa (pig)
Lineage: Eukaryota; Metazoa; Chordata; Mammalia; Artiodactyla; Suidae
Source: RefSeq, a predicted model, not a curated record